Cuscuta campestris is the source of this 2074-nucleotide messenger RNA. Lineage: Eukaryota; Viridiplantae; Streptophyta; Magnoliopsida; Solanales; Convolvulaceae. The record is from the annotation of a GenBank genome assembly.
CACCAUGAAGGUUUGGGAGCACAUCAUCGAGUAUAAGUUGUGGAAGGGGGUUUGCAUUUCUGAGAAUUAAUUUGGUUUCAUGCCUGGCCGAUCAACCACGGAGGCCAUUCAUCUCUUGUGAAGGUUUGUGGAAGAGUAUAGGGCUAAGAAGAAGGAUUUUCAUAUGGUGUUUAUUGAUCUCGAGAAGGCGUACGACAAGGUGCCGAGAGAGGUUUUGUGGAGGUGUCUUGAGGUGAGAGGGGUGCGGAUCGCUUACAUUCGUGCAGUCAGAGAUUAGUACGACAGGGCAAGAACUAGGUUAAAGAUUGUCGGGGGUUACUCUGAUGAUGGACAUUCUCACGCUAGGAGUUCAAGGGGAAGUCCCAUGGUGCAUGCUUUUUGCUGAUGAUAUUGUACUCAUCGACGAUACCCGCGACGGACUAAACAACAAGACUGAAUACAUGGAAUGUCGUUUUAGUGGUCAGGAGUUAGAAUCAAUGGUGGAAGUUAGGAUUGACUCUCACCUAGUGCCCAAGGUAGACAAGUUUCGUGGCUCAGUAAUCCAGGCGGAUGUAGAGUUGGACGUAGAUGUUGCGCAUUGUGGUGGAGCAGCUUGGGCUAAGUGGAGGUGGACUUCAGGGUUCUGCGCGAUAAGAAGAUUUCGAGUCAGAUGAAAAGAAAAUUCUACACGUCCGUAGUGAGGCCUGCUAUGCUUUAUGGUGCAGAGUGCUUAAGAAACCCACAUUCAUCAAUUACAUGUUGCAGAGAUGCAGAUGCUGCGGUGGAUGAUUGGAAAGACGGGGAUGAACAAGAUUCAUAACAAGGUCACCCGAAGAUUGGUAGGCAUGGCCCUUGUGGAGGAUAAGCUACGUGAAGCUAGGUUGAGAUGGUUUAGGCAUGUGAGGUAGCGGUGUGCUGAUGCCCCUGUGUGGAGAUGCGAGAGACUUACGUUGGCGGGUGGGAGUAAGGGAAGAGAUAGACCUAGGAAGAAUUGGAAAGAAGUGAUUUGUCAGGAUCUAAGACUUCUUGCCCUUACCGAGGAUAUGAUCUUAGAUAGGAGCAUCUAGAGAACUAGAAUUAGUGUAGUCGGUUAGGCGCUUUGGACUUAGUGGUAGUUUCUCUGCUUGGUGUGUGCUUGGUUUGUCGUGUAGAUUUGGGCUUUGUGCUUGUUUUGUUUUUGUUCCGUUUAAUUAGUUUGUUCUAGGCCUUUAUGUGUUUUUUUUGUUAUCUCUGCCAUAUGCAUUCUGUGAUCUCAUUAUCUCUUUUCUAUUUGAGCUCUUGGAAACAGCCUCUCUACUCUUGUGUAGAGGCAAGGUAUGAAUACACACACCCUACCCAGAGUUGUUGUUAUUGUUGUCUUAGCUUACCAGUAACCAGCAUGUCUCUCCCAAAAACUCUUUGAGAAGCACUCUCACUUUCUAGGCAGCGUCAAGCAAGUGUUAAGUCAAGUCAAACUAAAAACUUAGUCUAUGGACGGAGGAAUUAUAUACAUGGGUCCUAAUGCAAUUUGAGUACGGAGCAUGAUGAGGAGGUGGACCAAGUUCAGAGGAAACUACCAAACGGCAUAUGGUUAAGCUUUGAUUUUGAAGAUUCACAUCCGGUGGUUAUUACUAGAAACAUACUCUAUCCCACUAAUAAUGUACCCCGGUUAUUACUAGAGACAUUCUCCAUUCUUAUAAAAUUAUGACUAUUUCCUUUUUUACCGUUCACACCAAACAUCACUUUCAUUUUAAGGAAAGAAUUGUGCGGUUGACGUUUUACCUCUUUUUAAAGAAAUCUUAACCUCACAUUUUCAGUUUCUUAAUAAGCAUGUCACUUCCCACUAUGAACUUUAUAUUGGGACGGAGGGGAUCAUUUAUUACGAAAUGAUCCUUACAUAUUUUCAUAUCCUGUUUUUGUGAUUUCUUUCAAUCUGGAAAUUUUAGGAUUUACCAGCGUUAUACCUUCGAGGUGGAUCAAUUAUUCCUGUAGGUCUUCCAUAUCAGCAUGUUGGUGAAGCUAACCUUACAGAUGAUUUAUCUCUUCUUGUGGCUCUUGAUGAACAAGGUAACCUUCUCAUAAUAGUAGUUAUUAUUGGACUUACUACUGUAGGUGG